UAGAAGCAGCAGCCAUGGCGUUAGUUCCUGUUCUUCUCCUUGCUCUUUUCUUUUCUCUGUCUGUGAUUGGGAAUGCUCAGCCAAAGGUUCCGGCGAUCUAUGUGUUCGGUGACUCCACGGCGGACGUCGGAAACAACAACUACCUGCCGGGUGCAGGCAAGGUCAACUUUCUUCCUUACGGCAUCGACUUCCCGGACUCGAUUCCCACCGGCCGGUGGACCAAUGGCUACAACUUCGUCGAUUUCUUCGCCCGUCAGAUGGGCUUCCAAAUGAGUCCGCCACCAUAUCUUUCCCUCCCAAACAACACCAGCCAAGUUGGAGUAAACUACGCUUCUGGAGGAUCUGGAAUUCUUGACUCCACUGGAAACCAUACCCUCACUAUGACAAAACAGAUCAAAUAUUUUGCCGCAACUAACAAAUCAAAUAUUGUACUCUCGAAAUGUAUCUUCCUCAUCAGUGCCGGGGCUAACGACAUCAUUGCCCUUCUUGCAAAGAACACGGCAUCAAGCAUCACACAACCUGAACAAUUCUACAACAAUCUCAUCUCCAACUACACAAAGCAAAUCGAGGCAUUGUACAACUUGGGAGCAAGGAAGUUUGGGAUAGUCGACGUUGGACCCAUCGGUUGCACCCCAGGCGCAAGACUAUUAUUUAACCAUUCCGGAGCCUGUUUCGACGCCGUGAAUGUUUUGGUCCGUGUUGUUAAUGAUGAUGUCAAAGUUAUGUUAAGCAAUCUUAGCUCCACAUUGAAGGGGAUGAAGUACUCGCUCGGCAGUGCUUAUGCAGCGGUGUCAAAUAUGAUAGCUAAUCCAGAAGCAGCUGGUUUUAAAGAUGUCACAAGUGGAUGCUGUGGAGGUAGUUCGGUUGAGUGCACUCCGACCACUAUCUACUGUAAGAACCGCACUGAAUACCUAUUUUGGGACGCUAUACAUCCUACCCAGAGGGCAUACGAGGAGGCAGUCCUAGACAUCUACAGUGGAUCACCGCCGUUUGUCACCCCUAUUAACUUCAAGCAGUUGGUGGAGGAUGCAUGAUAUAUAGUUAGAAAAGAAGUUGCUGCAUUAUUCAAUAAGGCACGUAGCCAUUAAUGUUGGGGAACUAUAAUUGCAAUGCGCAUGAGAGUCUAGCUAGUUGCCAUCAGGGGUGAUGGUGUCUUUAGAAAUAAAUAACAUGGGUUUGGGUUUGACUACUGUACUACAGAAAUUCUUACUCAUGAAUUAUAAUAAUAUAUUGUCCAC
Molecule: messenger RNA, 1238 nt
Organism: Elaeis guineensis (African oil palm)
Lineage: Eukaryota; Viridiplantae; Streptophyta; Magnoliopsida; Arecales; Arecaceae
Product: GDSL esterase/lipase At4g16230
Molecular function (GO): hydrolase activity, acting on ester bonds
Source: RefSeq, a predicted model, not a curated record